GCUACCUUUAUUGGCUUUAAAGUAAACUAAAUUUAUGACGUUAGUAUCCACAGUGGUUUAAGACGAGUCUUGUUUAUUUAACACGUGCUCCACAAGCUUUGUACCAUGGCGGACUCUACAAAUAUGUCAUUAGAUGACAUCAUACGAGCUGGUAGGUCGCGUGGUAGAGGUGGCACGAACAUACGCGGGCGAGGACGCGGAGGCGGGCGCGGGCGCGGCCGCGGCACUGUCAGGCGAGGGCGAUCGGCGACUCGCGUGGAGACCCCCGCGGCCGCGGGUGCGCGGUCUAGAUCCCGCUCGCGGUCGCGGUCGCAGGUGCGCCCCCGCGGCCGGGGCCGCGGCCGCGCCCGCGGACGCUCGCACUCCCGAUCUCGCCAGCAGCGGCGCUCCACUUCCCGGGCUAGAUCAGCGUCUCGCUCGCAGUCACAGCAAAGAGGACUGACGCCAAGAGGGAGAGCAGGAUUAGAAAAUCAAAAUGUACCAUUACAAAGCAGAAUAGGCAGAUUUAGAGGAAGUGGUCAAAAUCGUCUUAGCCGUACCCGUUCUACUUCCAAUGUGCGAGGCGAUAUACGCAGCCGGCUCGGCGUGUCGCGCGGUGCGUUUGCGGCCGGCGCGCGCCGCCCGCUCGCCGUCGCCAAGAGAGGCAUCGCCAAGCGCGGCCGGGGCCUGACUACACGCAACAAAUACACUUCAGUGGGAUUGAGAUCUGAUCAAAUACUAAAAGAACAACUUAAUAAGAAAGCGCAAAAUUUGCUAUUCCAGGAUAAUAUGAUUAGAUCUCAAACAUUUACUCGGUCCAGGUCGAGAUCAAGAUCGAGAAAUAAUUCUUUAUCAAGGAAUAACUCACUGUCUCGGAGUAAUUCACGGUCUAGGAAUAAUUCCUUCACCUCGGCAUCUCAGUUGACUGUCAGCGUGGCUAAUGAUCUAGCAAAGCGACGUCGACGUAAUAGCGUUGGCAAUCCUAAUUACUUAAAUAAACAGAGCCUUGUUCAGCUGAAUAGUCAACUAGGUGGAUAUAAACAGAGGCGCGGGCCCGGGAGCGUCUACUCUGUGGGGUCCAACCGAUCAAGCCAGUCUAAUAGAUCGAACCGAUCAAACGCCAGCGCGCGCUCGACGCGCUCCCGGGGCCGCGGACGUGGACGCGGGCGCGGGCGCGGACGGGGAGUCAGCCGUAACUUUGUCAAUAAGCAAGUCCUCAAUAGCAAACUGCAGAAAGAAAUUGCUGCUAUCCAAGGAAAAGCAUCGAACGGCAAUUCAAGUGAAACGCCGGUAGGAAUAAACUUUACUCCUACGCCGGCGAGCACUGCGCAAACCUUGCAUCAAAGGUUUGCUACUUCAUGAAUUUUUAGCUUUCAUUAUGUCUAAGACUUACGAAUUUUAAAAAGAUAGUGUCAUGUGUAUUGUGUAAGUAAGGAACCAAUUGUUUUUGCCCUAUGUUGCCGAUUCCAUUAAAACAGAUCAUCUAUUCACUAGCUACUAUUAAAGUAAUAUUAAAAUGUAUUAAAAUGUACUUGAUGUACCCUAGGUAUGUUGCUAUGCAGUGUUCUUCCUGCUUGCGUGCUUAAUGAGACAACUUUAUGAGUAUUGCCGUACAAAAAAAAACGGCAAAGGAAUUGCUGCCGUAUACCUACCGUGUGAUUGAUAAGAAAGCAAAUUGCCGUAUUUUAGGAAUAACGCUGUUGCCAUGGCUGCCACUGAUAUCUAUUUCGAUUUGAUUUUAUUUCUCUGAAUUAAUAUCCAAUUGCAAUCGAUCGUUAUUGUAAUAAGUAUAUUAGGGUUCCUUGAUAUGUAUUUGUACAGUACAUAUGAUAAGACAAAUAUAAGUACAAUACGUAGGGUUAUUCCCACUAGUUACCACCAAGUUCUUACCAGUGGUAACUACUGAGAAUUUUUUUCCCACCUUUUACCACUGGUAACUACUGGGAAAAAAAAUCCCACUAGUUACCACCAACUCGGCUUGGUGGUAACUACUGGGAAUUUUUAUUCCCAGUAGUUACCACUGGUAAAAGGUGGGAAUUUUUAUUCCCACUAGUUACCACCAACUCGGCUUGGUGGUAACUACUGGGAAUUUUUAUUCCCAGUAGUUACCACCAAAAUACUGUUGGAAUUCAAUUCUAAUAAAAACAGUAUAAAUAGUAUAGUAUAAAUGUAGCAUGCUGUAAUAAAUAAUUAUGUGUCAGUUAGUGAUUCAGUAAACUGCUUUAAAAAUGAUCAAAAAUAUUAAAACAGUUUUACCGGUAUAAGUGUAAUAACUAAAAUAGAAGAGUCUCAUUCUAGUUAAGUAGAAAUUAACUUAUUAUCCGGACUAAAUUUAUCUUAUUAACUGUAAAUUGAAUUACAUAUUUAUACAAACGAACAAACAAAUCAGUCAAAAACCGACAGAACUGAUUUCGUUUUAUUAUUUACCGCUACUUCAUUUCGUUCUAUUAUAACACGACGCAAACCUGGAAUAUGUAGGUAUUCAUAAUUUGUCCUCAGGCUAAAUAACUAAAGGCAUGGUUGUUAUUAAAACCGCUUAGGGCGCGCUUCGGUUGGGCUGAUUGCUCGGACUAACCAGCAUAGGCUCGCAUUCCAAUUACGCUCGAGUAGUACAUGGCUCGGUCAAGUUACGCUGGUUGGCUCGAUUGCUUAAACACCCACGCUAGCGGGAUGGUAAUAACACUCUACCAGGGGGGCAUCAGGUACUAUUCGUCACUCAUUCUACAUUCGUCACAAUCGUCGGUGGCUUUCAAUGUAGAAUGAGUGACCGUGUUGUGAAAGGGUGUAAAAACUGUUACAGAAAAAUCUAAUAAAUUGAUGAGAUUUCAUUUUAUCGGUAAGUAAUUACAGAUUGCAUUGAUUUCUUGCUUAAAACAAAUUUUAAGCGAUCAUUAUUUCUUUAUUGCGCGUGCGGCCAUGAUGGCCUUGUACGCGCGCCGUCCAAAGACACAUUAUAAAAUAGAUUGCGCUCUCGUCUCUCCGGCGAGCGUGCCGAACGAGACGGCCCGAAAGGGAGACUUCUGCUACCACAUUCAUUAUGAAGAGUGUCUAUUUUGUGGGUUAUGACGUGCUGGUUAACUAACUUAAGAAUUUUCCCUUUAAUAAUAAUAUUUUUCUAAAUUCAGAAAAUAUAAAGCUUCUUUGAUUGUUGAAUAUUUUGUACGUGCUUAAUUAAAAUAUUAUGUAUUUAUUUUAACAUAUUUUAUAUCUUUUAACUCCCACUUAUUUGUACUUAAUAUUAUAUCAACUGAGUUAAUAAACUGGCACGGCGGAAUUUGUAAUUAUUACCUUUAUAUUAAUAAUAAAAAGGCGCAUGCCUUGUUUAGCUGUCGCAACAAUAGCAACAUUCAUUCAAUUGUCACUUCGUCGUUGCCCUAAAGAAAAGAAAGGGACACCGAGGUAUUUUGUUCGGCGCGACGCGAGAGUGCAGUCUACUUUACCAUGUCUCCGACUUGGCCGGUAGUACGCAACUACGCAUACUAUACAACAGAUGGCGCCAGUGUUGCUUAACGAGUAUGUUCAGUCGGAUUUGUAUGAACGCGCUAAUCCCUAGUUAAUAUCGUUGGUCUUAAACUACAAGUACAGGGAAUAAUCUGAAAACUAUAAAUUUGUACAGAACCCUAUAUAUAAUAUUACAUUUUCUGAUUCUCUUAUUUUUUCAUAAAAAAGGCAGAUAAUUAAAAAACUGUCUUCAGGGCAAGGAUCACGUCCUCGUUUAUAGUUUUAUACAGUCAACAGGUAUGCCGUGAACGGGAUCACGCGCGAACAAGUACACUAAUACCUAAUUGUAAAUAGUGCGGAGCAGUAGCUUUUAACAUUUUGUUGGUCAUUUUACACAAUGACACAUACAUACAUAGGUAAUAUUGGGAGAUUUUGGUA
Molecule: messenger RNA, 3858 nt
Organism: Cydia splendana
Lineage: Eukaryota; Metazoa; Arthropoda; Insecta; Lepidoptera; Tortricidae
Product: serine/arginine repetitive matrix protein 2-like
Exons: 3
Coding region: 106-1341 (411 amino acids)
Source: RefSeq, a predicted model, not a curated record